CUCAGCCUUCCAGCCUUGUCUUCCUUCAAAGAUUCAAGGUCUCAACGUUCCAUUCACUCCUUUCCUCAACACGAACCCCUCCACUAGAAUAUUCGCCUAGCGUCGUCGUCAUACCACCCGUACAAUGAGCAAAUCAUUGUCAAUCCUCUGUUUCGGCAACUCCUUGACAGCAGGAUACUACAAUUAUGGGCUGGCUUACCACCCUUACGCCUGGAAACUGGAAGAACGCCUCAAGGCUGCAUUUCCAACCCACACCAUCCGGAUUGAUGUCGACGGGCUUCCGGGCGACAUGGUCAAUAGCCCCCCGGGGCGUUUUCUGCCUCGCUUGGAGCAGAAAUGCGAAGCAACAUCUUAUGAUUGGGUGAUUAUGCUUGGUGGGACAAAUGACCUCGGCUACAUGUACCCCGCUGAAAAGAUCCUUCCCGGGUUGAUUCAGGCCUGGACCAUGGCUAUAAAAAGCGGCGCCAAUGUGCUAGCUCUGACAGUCCCUGAAUGCGGGGCAGUGCAUCAGCGGUUGAAUAAUACGCGGGCGGAGCUCAACUCGCAGAUCUUGAGUUAUGAUGCUGAUAGCUUUUAUGUCUUUGAUCUUCACAAAGAGGUCCCCUAUCACAGCGCUGCACAGGACUUCAAGGAGAAGAUCUGGGAUGACGGAGUCCAUAUGAAACCAGAUGGCUAUGAUCUUGUUGGGAAUUUGAUCGCAGACCAUUUGAUUCAAUUACUUAGCUAGAAACAAGAGGUAGACCAGGGUAUCCAGGACUUUCAGAUUC
Aspergillus fijiensis CBS 313.89 is the source of this 767-nucleotide messenger RNA. Its product is annotated as SGNH/GDSL hydrolase family protein. Gene Ontology annotation, molecular function: phosphatidylcholine lysophospholipase A1 activity. Bases 125 to 727 code for a protein of 200 amino acids. The record is from RefSeq and is a predicted model, not a curated record. NCBI's taxonomy places the organism in Eukaryota, Fungi, Ascomycota, Eurotiomycetes, Eurotiales, Aspergillaceae. The transcript has 4 exons.